GUGACGGUGCGGGUGAAGGUGGAGGACGUGGCCCCUGGGGACGAGGAGGACCCCGGAGCUUUGGGGGUCCCCCCGAGCCCCCCGUCGGAGCCCCCCCGGGAGGAGGCGGCUGAGGAGGAGAAGCCACGGGAAGGAGAUCCCACCACGGCCCGGGAGCCGCCCAUUCCCCAGCCCCACCACCGGCGAGGAGCCCCCCAGCGCCAAACCCAGCGAGACCCCACUGGCGGCGCGGCCGCGGCCCCGUCGGCGCGGCCGUACCCCUGCGGGCAGUGCGGGAAGAGCUUCGGCCGCCUGACCCACCUGAAGACCCACGAGCGGACGCACACGGGCGCGAAGCCGUACGGCUGCGGUGCCUGCGGCAAGCGCUUCGGCCACCUGUCCACGCUGACCACGCACCGGCGGCUGCACACCGGCGAGCGGCCCUACGGCUGCGGCGCCUGCGGCAAGAGCUUCACCAACCCCUCGGACCUCAACAAGCACCGGCGCUCGCACACGGGCGAGCGGCCGUACCCGUGCCCGGCCUGCGGCAAGCGCUUCAGCCAGCAGUCCAACCUGACCAUGCACCGGCGCAGCCACACGCAGGAGCGGCCCUACCCCUGCCGCGCCUGCGGCAAGAGCUUCAAGUACCUGGCGGACCUGACGGUGCACGAGCGCUCGCACACGGGCGAGCGGCCCUUCCCCUGCGGCCACUGCGGCAAGAGCUUCAGCAACAAGUCCUCGCUGGCGCGGCACGCGCGGAUCCACGCCCGGGCGGCCGCCAGGGACAAGAUUGGUCUAAACUGGGUCAAACACGGAUGAGGAUGGAUGUGAGCUGAUGGUUGACUCCACAAUCCCAUUCCCUGCUCCUGGAGAUCCAGCAGGGGUGGUGGGACCACGACCAUUGACACCCCCAUCACCUGGUGGCUCCAUGAUCCCAUUCCCUGCUCCCCAAGAUCCCACAGGGGUGGUGGGACCACGACCAUUGACACCCCCAUGAGCUUGGGGCCUCCAGAUCUUGGCUCCCUUCUCCUGGAGAUGGGAGAGGUGUGGUGGCCCCAGGAGUGUCCUGAGGGGCUCAAACAUGGAUCAGGAUGGACAUUUGAUGUCUCCCAUGACCUGGUGGCUCCAUGAUCCCAUUCCCUGCUCCCCAAGAUCCCACAGGGGC
Messenger RNA from Passer montanus (Eurasian tree sparrow), 1144 nucleotides. Its product is annotated as oocyte zinc finger protein XlCOF19-like. Gene Ontology annotation, molecular function: RNA polymerase II cis-regulatory region sequence-specific DNA binding; DNA-binding transcription factor activity, RNA polymerase II-specific. Gene Ontology annotation, biological process: regulation of transcription by RNA polymerase II. NCBI's taxonomy places the organism in Eukaryota, Metazoa, Chordata, Aves, Passeriformes, Passeridae. The record is from RefSeq and is a predicted model, not a curated record. The annotation marks the transcript as partial. The transcript is spliced from 3 exons.